UACGCUGACAGUUUGAAAUUUAAUAUUUAACUUUUUUAUGUUUUUAUCACAGUAAGCAAUGGUCUUAUUUAUUUUUGCACGCACUUUUAUUGCGUAAAAACAUUUAUAAUUCUGUACAAUUAAUACGACAUAAAUUAUGCAGAAAAAAUAUCAGUAUUUAGUCGGUAAAAUUUUCAGCUUCAGUAUUCCUUUAAGUCAUGCCGAAACAUUUAUUUGAGAAUAAAUAUACCGUGACUUGAGAUGUCUCCAUACGAUUCUACGAGGGAAAGAUCUCAACAGAAUUGCCACAAAGACGGCAUGAUAAUCUUAUCGGAUUUUAUCUCGCCAUCGUAUCACGUUUCCUCGUAUUACAAGAAUGGGAUUUCUCCGAUCAGAAUGUAUCUGGCUGCCGAUGUGCGUACAUAUCAAAGUAAUAAAGCGCUAAAGACACCACCACCUGGAACACUUAUAAUUUGCAGCGGCGUCACGCGAUUCGUGCAGAAGCGCGCAAACAUUUCGUAAUACCGUCCACGGCUCACGAGAGAGAAACACCCGGAAUACAGUAGGUGCGCGAUACUCGAACAUCGAACACGUCGCGCGAAAAACGAGACGUGACGUGAUCAGAUUAUAAAACGCGGAAAAGUGCGAAAAGUCAUUCAAGUUUGACGAAUAUUUCGCCACGAUUUACAUCGGUGUUCGCGUAUAUCCGCGCUGGUAAUACUAAAUCGAUCCUAGAUAAAAGUUUAUCUGGAACGACUGAACACACUCGACAUCUUUAUCUUAAACGAGUGUCACGGCGAAUAGAUUCAUUGUGCCAUCGACCAAGUGAGAAUGCGAGCGACGUACAAAUGUGUACCAGAUGACAGCGUGAAGUGUGUGAUUUACUUUGAAUCUCGUCAGUUCUUACUCUGAAUUCUCUUUCGUCGACAAAAGCGCUUCCAAAUGUGACUGAAAGUCAGAAGGCCUACAAGCCACAUUUAGAGUUCAGAAUAAGCACUUUAAUUGACUGAAAUGUGCGAAACGACCUUUAUACAUAUUUAGGUAUCUUAAAUAUUAAUUUAUUAAUGAGAUAUUUAGAGAUUUUUUUUUACGGCGACAAAGAACGAAAGAAAUACAUCGAAUAUUUUACAUCGAAAUCUAUCGAAUAUUUUUCUAAUAGUUUACAUAGAUACUUAAUAUUAAAAGAGAUUCAAGAGAGCACGUGAUUUUUAAUCGCUCCUGCGAAAAAAUCACACGAUGGUUUCAUUGUUUGUCGGAUUUAUCAGCCGCGAGCAGCGUUCUCAACGCGACGUCGGGAGAUCGGGCUCGCCCCGUGUCAAUAUUUGACACAAAAUCUACGACGAGCACAGUCGAGCGCGGAGGAGUAACGUGAGAGACAGCGAUGAGUAUUUACGAGAAUGUGUGGCUUAUUCAAACAAGACACACGUAAUUCUUGCGCAUACACGCGCUAGACGUAAAAGGCGGAGAGACGGAAGUGGUAGAAGUAACAGCCAGCUCGGAUAUCCCGGCACUGGCGGAUGCGAUUCCACGGAGUGGUGUGAGAGUCUCAAGGGUAAACCGAGGAGUACUCGCUCGACGGAGUGAGUUAUUAAAAAUCACGACAAGCCAUGCUCCUCUACGAUUCCUCCUAUGCGUGCAUCAUCGCGAGCCAUCGACCGUUAUCUGUUCAUGACUGUUUCUUAUCAAGCGCGUUAUUUCAUCAUGAUUUUUAAUCCACCGAAGGGAGAAGACGGACAAGUGAGAAGACUCCAAUUAAGACCCGAGAAUGAAAGACAGAGCUCUAGUGGUAUCAGCCAGACGGGGAAGGAGAGUUUUAUUGUCUCCAGCCAGGGCUAAUCAACGUAAGUGCAGCCUGUCUUUGUGAGGUAGUCGGUCGGUCAGUCAGUCAUCUUCGAUCUUCAGGUGCAUACGCGAUGCUCGGACUUGUACGAACUCGUCUCGCAUGUCGUAGUGCGUGAACUCCGCAAUCAUGAAGAUAUGAAUAGAAGAGGAACGUUCUUCCGCCUCGACAAGAGGAGCGAGCGAACCGUGAGCGCUUUUUCAGAGGAUCAAUCGCGUGGCUAUCGACAAUCCGAAUAGGAAAGAAAAAGAACGAUUAAUAAGUAACAAUCGAGGAAGCAAUCAUGAUGCCGAAUAAGCAAGCGGAAUAUCGGUUGACGAUUUUCUAUAGUAGCUCUAUGGUGCUCUCCGUCACGUCUAUCAUAUCGCUGGUGACCGCAUGGCAGCAUUGGUCCUGGACUUUGGACACUUGCUACAACAUGAAUUGCGGCUGCAUAUUGUACGGCAUGAACACGUUCGACACCUUCAUCGGCGGCGACGUGAAGCUCUGCCACUUCGGCGCGUACGCCCUCCUACCUGUCAUCGUAAUCAGCUUGUGCCUCGGCUCAUAUCAUGGAUACAGAUGUUGCAUACAUAAGAAUCUGGACGAGCCUAAGCGACUUAACGGCACAGUGGCGCAUGACGAUGACAGGCGCAAUUUUAACGAACAAGUAGUGAUCCAUGUGAAAUCGAGAACGCAAUGUAAACAGUGGAUACCAGCCGCUUUCAUCGCGGCAUUAAUUUGUUGCCUGUCUCUUGCUCAUGCGGUCGUGCUAACCGAUGGAUAUUAUGAAACCUGCGGACAAUACAGACGAAAUCUCAUUCAAAUGUUGGGCUCGAGAGGUCGCGAAGCUCAGGUACUUCACAAGAGACUACCAUGUGGCGCGAUCUUCGAUUAUAUGGAUUACCUGCAGCCAGACGCCAAUAAGUGGGUGCGCGGCAGCGAAAUUAACACCGGCAUUGCGCUUCAGCUUGCAAUAUCCACGAGUUGGCUGAAUUUUUUCGCCUGGCUCGCAGCAUUUUCGAUAAACAUGAUUAUGGCGAGAAAGAGGCUGCACAGUUUGGGAGAGAAAUUCUGCUGCUGUUGUUGACGAGUGACGUUCUUGACGAAAUUGGCCAUUCGUGGACAAAUGGAAUAUACUGCGUGGCACCUUAAUGUUUGCCACGAAAUUUAACACAAUUACCAAACAUUUGCACUGACUGUUCCACUAUCGUCGUAUUCCUUUUCGAUGAAGGUGUAUACGUAUGGUGUUUGUAAAAUUCAACUCGUAUUUUUAGAAAAUCGUACAUUCACGAAAGAAACACGUGUGAUUGUAGUUAAUUUGUUGAUGAUACAAGUUUUAUUUAUGCAUUUUAUACCGAGACGACGUCUUUGAUCGACAUCUUGAAUGUGAAGAAAUCGACACUCACUCGUUGUGAAACAUAAUCGUAUUCCUCUUUCCAACUCCUAUCCAAUUGCUUUUUUCUUUAUACAUAUAUUUGCACAAUUUUUAAAUAAAAUGCAUUAUGCGCAUAUACAUGAUGUAUGAUUAAAGAUUUUAAAACUAAAAGCUUACUGUCCAGUAAACAGUAACUGAUGGUAACAUUACAUCAAUAUUAUAAUUUCUUUUUGCUAUUUAAUAACGUAACUGUUACGUAACAUGCGUGUUAUAUUGCAUUUACAUUGUCGAGUGGGAAAUUAUAACACUGAUGUUAGAUUAUUAAUAAUUAUUAGUAAUUACUAAUAAUUAUAAUUAGUACUUACUAUAGAGUGUUAUAGAGUUUAAGCAGAUAAACAUCUAAAAUUGCUCUUUGAAUUGGCAGUGAUCUUUGACGCCGUAGUUGCGUCGUUGCAAUGCUGCAUGUUAAUAAUUUUUCUGUCUUUUUCUCCUUUUCACUCUCAUAGUUAUGUGCUAAUAACGUAGGAAGCGGCAGAAGAAUACUGUAAGAGCUGUCUGUGGGUGACAAAACUAAUUAUUAAUAAAACAUUUAUGGAGUUUUUCUCGA
Odontomachus brunneus is the source of this 3783-nucleotide messenger RNA. RefSeq lists its product as uncharacterized. Bases 2103 to 2888 code for a protein of 261 amino acids. NCBI's taxonomy places the organism in Eukaryota, Metazoa, Arthropoda, Insecta, Hymenoptera, Formicidae. The transcript is spliced from 5 exons. The record is from RefSeq and is a predicted model, not a curated record.